AUUAAUUUUUGCAGCAUAACAACGUAAGUAUUUUUUUUUAUUAUAGCUAUCAUCUAUAUUUGAUGCUUAUUUAUUUAAUAGCAUUUUUAUAAAUCUUAAAUUAUAUAAUCUUUUUAUGAAUCUUCUUCUUAUUAUAAAAUCUUGUACCCAAUGUUUAAAGCGUCUAUGUUAAAGUUUAGAACGUUUCAUGCUAUCGGUUCUGAUAUAGCAUCUAAUGAUUUACCCCAACCUCAACCAACUAGAGAUGAAGAAUAUGAUGCAUCUUCAGAACAAACUGAAGAUGGUGAAUCUUAUAGUGAUGAUGAAUCGACUUUAAAUGACCGUAGUAAUGAUGGGACUUUAGAUGGACAAUUACAAGACUUUGUUGAUGAUAGACAUUUUGAAGAUGAUGAUGAAGAUGAUUUUUCAUUUAUUGAAAAUGCAUCAAUGAUAUUAUACAAAAAUGAAGAUGAAUCAAGUUAUGAACUGUAUGAUGAUGAUGAUGAUGAACCAUUUGGUCAAUUAUUUGAAUAUUUAUUAUCUGAGAUUGAUUUUGGUCUUGCUAAUAAUAGGUCAACUUCAUUAAUUCGUUAUUUAAGAACCAAACCAAUGGUUAGACCUAAAACUGUUGAACAACUUAAUUAUUUCACUCCAAAAUUAACUAAAGCAACUAACCAUACUAAAUCACCCUUAGUUAAAAAACAUCGUAAAAUGACUAAAGAAGAAAAAUUAAAAUCAGGUCAUUUUAUACGAAAAUCAGAUCUUGAUAUUAGAUUUAAUCAAUUAAAUAUUUCCAGAACAUUUGAUAAUAAUAAAUUAUUACCUUCAAGUUCUCAUUUUAGUUAUAAAAUUGAUAAAUUAAUCUUACAAAAAUAAGAACAAUCUUACAAUAAAAUAAAAAUUAAAGUAUUAAAAAAAAAGACUUCAUUUUCUUAAAAUAAUUACAUGAAGAAUUAAAAAUAUAUUCCAUUAAUUAAUAAAUACAUAUAUAAAAUGUCGUAAAGAAGAUAACGUAGUAGCGAG
This is a messenger RNA of Scheffersomyces coipomensis, 1002 nucleotides long. RefSeq lists its product as uncharacterized. Lineage: Eukaryota; Fungi; Ascomycota; Pichiomycetes; Serinales; Debaryomycetaceae. The record is from RefSeq and is a predicted model, not a curated record. The transcript has a single exon. Bases 151 to 855 code for a protein of 234 amino acids.